GGUUCUGCCCGACUCGGCGAGGAUGUGCUGCCUCGCGAGGCCGGCCCUCGAGGCCCCGCCGCUCACGAUGGUGUUGUCCGUCGACGGGCUGUGCAGGGACCUCCAGAGCGCGGACGAGGCGCUGCGCGGCGUCGCCCUGGCCGAGGUCGUGCGCCUGGGGCGGCGGUGCCGCCGGGCCGCGGCCGCGGUGCUGGGCGCGUGUGCGGCCGAGGGCGCUGCCGAAGCUAGGAGGGCUGCCCUGGGCGCCCUGCCCCGCGUGGCUGCGAGGGGCGACGGCUACGCGAUCGGCGUGGCGGGUGCCUGCCUCGAAGACGACUGCGCCGCGGUCCGGCGCGCCGCGGUGGCCGCGCUGAGGCGCCUCGCGGGCAGGGGCGACCGCCACGCGCUCGCCGUGGCCGCGUCGCGGCUGGGGCAUGCCAAGGCGUCCAAAGGGUCGGAGAACGUCGAUGGGGUAGUUUUUCUCGUCCUGGGCCUCCGGAGGCAGGCUUUUCCAGCAGCGCGCCCCGGGCUCCGACUCAUGCCCCGCGCCCUCGCCGCGGCCCUGCUCGCGGCCGCGCUGCGCACGGGUGCCGCCCGCCUGGGGGCCGCCCCCGCCGCGGCCAUGAUCCAGCUGGAGAGGCAGGGCGCGAACGCCUCGUCGGUGGACGCGCUGCUGCGGCACUUCGGGGCGGUGAGCCCCCUCUUCUCCAAGGACAGCUGCACGCAGAUGUUCGACACGAAGAGGAGGCUGGGCGGGGCCGCGACGCCUUCGGACUUCGUCCCCGGCUGCACCGAGGUCUGCAAUCUGGUCGGCAAGAUCAAGGAUUACUGGCAGACGGGGAGCAUGGCCGAGUUCGCGUGCGGCCACAUCAGGGACUACGGGUGCAUCUGGGACGCGGCGGGGCAGACUCGCCCGAAGACCGGGGCGGACGCUGGCUGCUGA
Messenger RNA from Prorocentrum cordatum, 922 nucleotides. The record is from the annotation of a GenBank genome assembly. Lineage: Eukaryota; Dinophyceae; Prorocentrales; Prorocentraceae.